UUUUCUAUUCACUCUUAUCCAAAGGUUGGUCCUUUCUGAUUGAUUUCAAAUUCUAAAUUAAGGGUUCUCAGGUAGUGUAGAAGCCCGAAGAAAAAAUGAUAAAGAGACGAUUUUACAAGCUUGAGCAUGGUGAUAAAGACAGUGGAUCUGAUUCGUCUUGUUUCUCGUCUGACUCUGAUCCUGAGACAGAGGAAUCAGAAGAAUCUGAGGAAGAAGACUCUGGUGCAGAAGUUUCCGAGGACGAAGAUGAUUCAGGAGAUGAUGAAUCCCCAGCUGCUGAAGAUGACGCUGAUGUUGAUGAAAAUGAUGAUGAUGCGAAUGAUGAUGAUGAUAACUCUGAUGGUGAUGACUAUGGAGGGAGAUUGGAGAAUAUGCCAAUGAAUCGUUAUCUAGAAGAACCACCGGAGGAGGUGGAAGAGAACUAUAUUCUAGGUUGUAUGAUAAAAUCCAAAUCGGUAUAUAAAUGCAGAUAUUGCCCAACCGUUGUUUGCUUGAAUGAGACCACAAUGCAAGCACAUGUUUCAUCAAAGAACCAUGCUCGUAUGGAGAAAUUAGUGAAUGAAGGAAAAAUCAGGAUGUAUGACGAUGAAGUCUCUCAGGAGAAGCAGACAAGAGGAAAGAAAAGAUCACAAAGACAGAGUAAGAGAUCACAAAAAGAGGAAAAGGUUUCAUCGAUCAAACAUGGAGACAACGAAGAUGUUGAUGAUCCAGAGAUGCCAUCAAAGGAGACGCUGAUAAAAGGAAACAGAAAAUCACGAAGAGAGCAUAAGAGAUCACAAAAACAGGAAAAGGAUUCAUCGAGCAAACCUGCAGAAAAGGAAGGGGUUGACUCUCCAGACGCCCCAUCUCAGCAGUUAAGAGAAAAUAGUAGAACCCGAAGACAGCGUAACAGACUAGAAAAACAGGGAAAGGGUUCAUCGACCAAACAUGGAGAAAACAAAAAAGUUGAAGAUCCAGAGACACCUUCAAAGCAGAUAAAAGGAAACAGUAGUCCUCGAAUACAGCAUAAGAGAUCAGGAAAACAGGAAAAGAGUUCAUUGGCAAAACAAGGAGAAAAUGAAGAUGCAUCACAAAAAUCAAGAAAGAAAAGGCGUCAAACCAAGGAUUGAAACUGGAUAUGUUAGGUCAGAAGAUUCAUCUUUUUACUUGGGAAUUGAUGGAUAUAUGAAGAAACAUAGGAAUGAGAGUGAGUGGUUUUGAGUUGAUUAUGUGCUUUCUUAACUUAAAGUUUUGUCUACAACAUAUGGAAUGAUGCUUGUAACUGAUAUAUUAUCUGGUUAUACAAUUACUCUGUGCUUUCUGCUUAGUUCAGUUUUGAUUUGUU
Capsella rubella is the source of this 1324-nucleotide messenger RNA. RefSeq names its product troponin T, cardiac muscle. The record is from RefSeq and is a predicted model, not a curated record. The coding region runs from base 96 to 1109 and encodes 337 amino acids. Lineage: Eukaryota; Viridiplantae; Streptophyta; Magnoliopsida; Brassicales; Brassicaceae. The transcript has 11 exons.